Messenger RNA from Cydia strobilella, 1218 nucleotides. RefSeq lists its product as uncharacterized. Bases 1 to 1218 code for a protein of 405 amino acids. The record is from RefSeq and is a predicted model, not a curated record. NCBI's taxonomy places the organism in Eukaryota, Metazoa, Arthropoda, Insecta, Lepidoptera, Tortricidae. The transcript is spliced from 4 exons.
AUGGGGGAGGGUACAGAUUUGAGUGACGACGAAAACCGUGAUCAGCCAGAGCCACCAGGAAAUAAUAACUUAGUGGAACAAAAUAGCAUUACAAGUCCACGUGAUGAUAGUAUGGACGGCAGCGAAAACAUGAAUGCGAGUACAAAAAGAGUUCGAGAAGACAACGAAGGGGAGAGAUGGAUCAGUGUCAGAAGAGACGGAAAGAGACGUAGAGAGAGAAUAAACAGCCCAGUGAGCCCAGUAAAGAAUCAGGACGAGGAAAUCAAAUUUGAAGCAUACAUUUCGGCUGCAGAGGCACUGCCUAAACAAUUUGCUUUCGCCCGCAUGAUGCAGCAAAAUAACAUAACGGACAUCGUAGAAAUAAAAUAUAUUAAUCCGAAUAAAAUUUAUGUCCAGUUCGGGUCUGAAAGUACUUUAGAAAACCUUAUUACAUGCCAAGCUAUAAAAGAGAAAGCAUGGAGUGUAGUGAGAACUAGCGAGGUUGCUGCUUCAUAUGGCGUAAUUAGGCAGGUAGAAUUGGAUCUAACCGAGAAGGAGAUUUUGGAAAGCAUAGAUGGCGGCGCCGAUCUAAUAUCUGUCAAGCGGUUAACUCGUCGAUCAGAGGAUGGCAAGUGGAUAAACAGCGAGUGCGUGAGGUUGGGAUUCAGGGGAUCCUCCCUUCCAGCUUAUGUCCAUGUAUUUGAAAGCCCUAUCAUGGAAACUAAAGACACCCCCGAAAUUGAACUCAACAAAACAGAUGCUUCCUUUCCAAAUAUUCGUUUUAAUUCGGGGAAUGAAGAGCAACGCCAGGAUACGCAAUGGCCUCAAAUGCCUCAUGCAUACGUAACAGUUGCCGAGCCCUCGUCACCUAGUGUAAAGCAAAAGGCGCCCCCGAAGAAAAAUGGGACUGGUAAACAUCAGAAACACAAGAAAAGCAAUCCUCGAAAAGACAAACGCUCAACAUCUGACAAACAAAAUGAGGAGUCAGAACUUAGCUGCAUGGAUGUAGACAUUGAAUCGAGUUCGGAUACGAAUUAUAGUAUAGAGAUGAAGAAGGGAAAAAAGAAGUUGAAUGAAGAAAGAAGAAAGUCAAACAAAGAAAAGAAGAGUGAUGAUAUUACGCUGGAAAAAGUCAUGGAGAUGUUGAAGAACGUAUUGUCUCGCGAGAAGGUUCAUGUCGCAGCGCUGAGUGAGACUUGGUGCGUUCUGGACCUGGAGUUGAGAAUGACUGUCAAAUAG